Trachymyrmex septentrionalis is the source of this 411-nucleotide messenger RNA. RefSeq lists its product as uncharacterized. Bases 28 to 396 code for a protein of 122 amino acids. The transcript has 3 exons. Lineage: Eukaryota; Metazoa; Arthropoda; Insecta; Hymenoptera; Formicidae. The record is from RefSeq and is a predicted model, not a curated record.
CCGAGCUGUCCGAGAAGUGAAUUCAUUAUGAGUUACUAUUUGUUUUUCUCUCUAUUAAUUGUGGUUUGCGAGGCGGGCAUAAUACCAAAGGAGGAUUACUCGCACCAUGCGGUUUAUCACGGCUAUGGCGCUACCAGUUAUCAAAAUGUGCAGUUUAAUAAUCACGAUGCUAUAGAGUUACCCGCAAAUUAUGGAGAUCCCGCAGAAAUUCAGGAGACUGAUGUGGAGCACCAUCAUGAGAGAAUCAUUCCAAUUGUGGAAUCAGACAAUGAUGUAGAUCACAUCAUGUCCCAUUCCGCUCCAUAUGAAGAAUUUCCUAUUGAUGACGUCAAAUCUGACAUACUACUCGACCAUGAUCACUAUCUCGAUCAUGACCAUUAUGAAACAUCAUUAUAGUUCUAUAAAAAUAUC